Ipomoea triloba (trilobed morning glory) is the source of this 1881-nucleotide messenger RNA. RefSeq lists its product as uncharacterized. The record is from RefSeq and is a predicted model, not a curated record. The coding region runs from base 400 to 1500 and encodes 366 amino acids. NCBI's taxonomy places the organism in Eukaryota, Viridiplantae, Streptophyta, Magnoliopsida, Solanales, Convolvulaceae. The transcript has 3 exons.
AAAGAAAGAGAGAGUAGCGUAGAGAUGAGUCGAGAAUUCCGAUAAAAAGUCUGUAUGAGUGUAUGACUCAAUGAGCUGUUCUCUCUCAUCCCGUUUCUGCCAUUCUCUCUCCUAAAUUUUCACGGGAAAGCUCGAUUUUUCCGUAACCAGUUCAAUCUGCACGAAUUACAAACCCCAUAAUCCUUCUCCCCCAUCUAUCUCUCUCUCAAGCCCCUUUUCUCUGUCUAGGAUUCUGAUUCAACCCGUCUUCUUCAAGCAAAUCUCCGUCGGGACUCGGGAUGCUUGUAUGUAGUCUUGAUGAUGGAACGAGGAUGGUUCUGCAUUUUCAUCCUUUAUUAUUUACCCUUUUGAUAAUAUAUGGAUGCUUAUGGCUGGAUCUCCUUAAGAUUAAUUUAGGACAUGGCAAAGGGAACCAGAGGAAGACGCAGGAUCACCUCACGACAGUGUAGGCCAACACCAUACCCUUUGCCAUCUGUGAAUCAAUCAGGGGACCCAAACCAAAAGAAAUGCUCCAAAAAGUUUAAGAACGACUGGGAAGAUGCAACAUGUUCAGUAUGCAUGGAAUAUCCUCACAACGCGGUUCUUCUCCUGUGCUCCUCUCACGACAAAGGCUGCCGCCCCUACAUGUGCGGAACUAGCUACCGUUAUUCAAAUUGCCUAGAUCAGUACAAGAAAGCUUACACAAAAGUUAAAUUACUAAAUCAAAGUCAAUCUCUUCAAAGUUCAAUCAAUAGCCCAGCCCCUGCCCCUGCCCCGUUUUCUGAUUGGCCUGCUGAGAAAGGUGAGAUUACAGAGCUUGCAUGCCCACUCUGUCGUGGGCAAGUGAAAGGAUGGACUGUGGUUGAACCUGCACGUGCAUACCUGAAUGCUAAGAAACGUAGCUGCAUGCAGGAUGAGUGUUCAUUUGUAGGAAACUUUAAGGAGAUGCGCAAGCAUGUUAAGACAGAGCACCCUUCUGCUAGGCCUCGCGAAAUGGAUCCCCUCCUUGAACAGAAAUGGAGGCGGCUCGAGGGGGAAAGAGAGAGGGACGAUGUGAUCAGCACAAUAAGGUCAUCAAUGCCAGGAGCAGUUGUUUUCGGUGACUAUGUGAUAGAAGGAAGUCCGUUUGGUUUUGGAUCAGAGGAUGAGGAUGGAUUUGAGGUUGAUGUGAUGGACCGUAACGAAGGCUUUGGAGUGGGAAUCGAUGGCAACUUGAUUAAUGUCUUACGUUUUUUGCAGGCAUUUGGUUCAGCAGGUAAUAUUGGCUCAAAUAGAGGCUCGAGGCGGCAUGGUGGUAGUGGUAGUAGGGACCCAACCCGUGCAUCAGGCGGAGGCACUGCUGGAUUAGAUCGCAACCUUCCAGGUUUCGACUACUCUGAUGUAGACAGCGAUGGUGUUGGCAACGUAGUACAUGAAAACAGCACAUCGCUAGUUGGGCGCCUUCGCCGCCAUGGUAGAGUCCUGUUGGGACGCUCUGGGAGGAGACGAAGGCGUAGUGAGGACCCCGGAGGUCGAGGAUAGAUGUUACUAUUAUUGUUGACAGUAUAAAUGAGAAGGAGAAGAAGAGGACAUUUUAGGGUCUUCUUAGUUUAGAUAUUCUGAAGCCAACAAAAAAAGGGAUAUUUUUAACUUACCAUUUCAUUCACAUCAUCUGCAUCCCAUCAUUUGAUGUUCAAUACAUGGAUUUGUAUGAUAUGAUGGCUUAGGAUCAUUGGAGGGUCCCAAAGAAAGGUGUUUCUUUGUGGUUUAUUUCUAUUUUUAUUUUUACACUUGUUGCUGGUUCUCCUUCUCUGAGAACAUUUCACCUGUCAAUUUCACAAAAUGGAUGUAAUUUCUCUGUACAAUGCUUUUACUCUCUGUUUCUUUAGCUCUGCUGUUAUAGUGUUAUUAUUACUCAUUACA